CUUGUUCCAACAUGGGUUCUUUACUUCUAAUCCUGAUGGCCUUAGUCGGGUCAGUAUCGGGACAGUCUUCGUCCCCACUGACCGUAGUUCGAACCUGGACAGGAGGUUGUGCGGGAACUUUCACUGUGCAUGCGGACAACGCUGUCGAUGGCUGGACUUGCACACUCAGUUUUGCCACGCCUGUAGAUAAAUUAGAUAUUUGGAAAGCUACGAUAUCCUCCGGUAGUGGCUCGGACUUUACUGUCACUAACAUGCCAUGGGAUAAAGUUAUACAAGCAGGGAAAGAUCUUCUUGUAGAGUAUAAUGGUGUGUUGAGUGGAGACAAAGGUUGCGAUGGUACUUAUACAUGUACUGGUGGCUCUGCCGGAACAGGUUCACCAGGAAGCGCAACGUCUGCACCAGGAAGCGCAACGUCUGCCCCAGCAAGCGGUACGUCUGCUCCAGGAGGCGGAUCUAGUAACACUGUUACUUCCGGUGGAACUUCUUCAGGAGGAAGUGCAACAUCAGCGCCAUCAUCCGGCGGUGUAACCGAAUCACAUCAAUGUUCCGGAUGUGGGUCUUCCAUGAAAUACAAUUAUAAAGAUGCUUUGAAGUUGUCAAUCCUUUUCUUUGACACCCAGCGUUCCGGAUAUCUUCCGGCAAAUAACCCGAUACCUUGGCGCGGAGACUCGAACGUCCAUGACGCAGACGACGGUCACGAUCUAAGUGGUGGCUGGUACGACGCUGGUGAUCAUGUCAAAUUUAAUUUACCAAUGGCCUGGUCUACGACAGUUUUGCUAUGGGGUAUGUUGGAGUUUAAAGAAGGUUACUCCUCGGCUGGACAGAAGGACAUGGCAUGUGACAUGAUCCGAACACCUUUAGAUUAUUUCCUGAAAUGUUGGAUACCCGACCAGCAAAGAAACUAUGUUCAGGUGGGAGAUGGACAUCAGGACCACGCCUACUGGGGCCGACCAGAAACGAUGAGCCAAUGGCGUGUAGGUUGGAGAACAGAUUCCGGUUGUCACGGAAGUGACGUAGCUGGUGAAAUGGUUGCCGCAAUGGCUUCUGGUUCCAUGGUUUUCAAAGAUAUUUGCCAAGAUACCAGUUAUGCUGGUAAACUUUUGGAGGCGGCCAAAGGUCUAUACAAUUUCGCAAAGACCAAUCGUGGAAAAUACUCAGACUGUGUAACGGUUGCCAAAGACUUUUAUGGGUCUAACAGUGAGGUGGAUGAUAUGGCUGUAGCUGCAAGCUGGAUGUACAAGGCUACAGCAGACACCGGUUAUCUCAAUGAUGCUAAAGGAUUUUACCACGGUGGUACACCGUGGACGUUUAACUGGGAUGAUGCCAAUGUCGAGGCUGCAUUAUUGCUCUAUCAAGUCACUGGAGAUGACACAUACAAGAAUGACGUAGAGGCUCUUGUCCGUUCGUUCAUGCCUGGAGGAGAUGUCGCUCAGACACCAUGUGGCCUCGCCUGGAGGGACAAGUGGGGACCAAACAGACAUGCUGGUAACAUGGCGUUCAUAGCAACAAUGGCGGCUAAGUUCGGAAUAAAUUCAGACGAGUACAAGAAAUGGGCCAUGUCUCAAAUUAACUAUCUCCUCGGUGAUAACAAAUUACAUAUCAGUUAUGAGAUAGGUUUCGGAAGUUAUUACCCAAAACGUCCGCAUCACAGAGGAAGCUCAUGCGCAACAAAUGGUUGGUGUGCUAAAGGCGGGGCGGACAACCCGAACGUCCUAUUGGGCGGUCUUGUGGGCGGGCCAGACCAAGGAGAUAACUACAAUGACGACAGAAACGACUUUGUGAAAAAUGAGGUAGCAUGUGAUUACAAUGCUGGUUUCCAGUCAGCUCUAGCAGGUUUGUCCUACUAUUCUUCAAUCAACGAGCUUCCACCAGCGCCCGCUGCCAAAUGUUGAUCUUGAAUGUUACCUUCAUAAUUAUAUUGCUAUAAAACUUU
Molecule: messenger RNA, 1933 nt
Organism: Ruditapes philippinarum (Manila clam)
Lineage: Eukaryota; Metazoa; Mollusca; Bivalvia; Venerida; Veneridae
Product: endoglucanase E-4-like
Exons: 12
Coding region: 12-1892 (626 amino acids)
Biological process (GO): carbohydrate metabolic process
Molecular function (GO): hydrolase activity, hydrolyzing O-glycosyl compounds; polysaccharide binding
Source: RefSeq, a predicted model, not a curated record